AUGAAGGCGAUUACUGGAGCUUUACUUUCAUCAAAAGAAGCUUUGAGAGUGAAGCUUUUUGAGGUAGUUCAAACAACAAACAAGAAGCGUAAAACAAGAGAAGAAGCCUACGCAUCACAGCUGCUUCGAAGCCGAGGCAAGAUGCGCAGUCCGACAUCAAGCAUGACACAGUACAUGCCACUAGGCAAGAUAAUACCACCAACUUCCAACAUAGUUGAGCGGCUGUUUUCAAAGUACAAGCCAGUCCAGACACCGCAGCACCGCAGCACCGCUCCAAAUAUCCUACCAACUUCAUGCAGCUAG
Molecule: messenger RNA, 303 nt
Organism: Phytophthora nicotianae INRA-310
Lineage: Eukaryota; Oomycota; Peronosporomycetes; Peronosporales; Peronosporaceae
Exons: 1
Coding region: 1-303 (100 amino acids)
Source: RefSeq, a predicted model, not a curated record